Messenger RNA from Microstroma glucosiphilum, 1372 nucleotides. RefSeq names its product Utp11-domain-containing protein. The coding region runs from base 69 to 1253 and encodes 394 amino acids. The record is from RefSeq and is a predicted model, not a curated record. NCBI's taxonomy places the organism in Eukaryota, Fungi, Basidiomycota, Exobasidiomycetes, Microstromatales, Microstromataceae. The transcript has 2 exons. Gene Ontology annotation, biological process: rRNA processing. Gene Ontology annotation, cellular component: nucleolus; small-subunit processome.
CUUCUCAUCAGAGAGUAUACCAACACACCCAAGUAGGCUCACCGUAGCAUUGCUCUGCCUCGCCCAGCAUGCCGAUCCGCAACUUUGUGCACCGGCGCAACCACAAGGAGCGUUCCCAACCUACACAUCGCGCCCGCAAGUUUGGUCUACUUGAAAAGCACAAGGACUAUGUUCAGCGUGCACGCGAUCAUCACUCCAAACGGGAUCGCAUCAAGCGGUUGAGGGAGAAGGCACUGGAUAGGAACAAGGAUGAGUACUACUUUGGGAUGGUCAAGGGAAGGACGGAGAAAGGCGUCCACAUUCAAUCCCGCGGCAACGAGUCCCUCCCCACCAGCGUCGUCUCUCUUCUCAAGACGCAAGACGUGGGUUACGUCCGUAGGCAGGUGACCCAGGAGCGAAAGCGUAUCGAGGCCCUCGUUGGGCAACUUGCACCCAAUGUGCCCGAAAUGAGAGUGGAGUGGCUGCAGGAAAAGGAGAGCAGGACAGUUGCCCUCAAGGAGGCAGGACUGCUUGGUGCGGCGCAGGACAAGGGAAGAAGGAAGAGAGUGGCGAGGGAGUUGGAACUCAAUGAGGAGAUGGGUGAGGGAAAAGUAGGAAGUCAGGGAAAGAGGACUGUCUGGCUAGACGGAGUCGACCAGGUGCGCGGCUACUCUGCACCUAGCACUUCUAGCGUCACACUCGACGCCGCCGCCCCUACGGAUGACGAAGAUGAGUCGACGGGACGGCCAAAGCACCGCUCCAUCGAGGACUACGACUUGGAGGAUAUUGACGAGGACGUUCUAAUUGACGAUGGUGAGCUGAGCGAUUCAGACGAGGAAGACGAGGAGGAGUCCGAAGACGAAGCUCGGCGGCGUCCCACUUCUUCGUCUACAUCCCCGACCUCGGUGAAGAAGCAGGCUCGUCACCUUCAAAAACUAGCCGAGGACCGCCGUCGCUCCCGAGAGAAGCACUGGUCCUACCUCAUCUCCCUGCUACGCGCCAGACAAGUUCGCCUGCAUGCUCUACUUCAAGCUUCUACCCGUUUGGGACUCGUGAGAGCCCUCAUGGCCACCAAGGGUGGUACUUCUGUCAGCAAACACAAGAGUAGUGCUCAAGAGGCCGCUUUGAGAGAGGCAGUUGCGAGUGGCAAAGUCAGUAAGCAUGGAUUGGCCAUGCCUGGGAAUGAAGAGGAGGAUGAAGAAGAGGAUGUCAAUGGGAGGAGAGAUACGAGGCAGAAGGUCGUAUUUAAGUUUGGAAAGGAGAGGAAGAGGUAAGGCGGGGUGCGUGUGCGUGUUGAAGGGAAAGGACAAGGCGAGGUAGAGGAGAGUGCGUGUCUUCAUUGUAUUUGUAUACCAACCAUAUCAUUUCACAUCACAUCGGAUCAGAUUGCUGC